Molecule: messenger RNA, 4277 nt
Organism: Dryobates pubescens (Downy woodpecker)
Lineage: Eukaryota; Metazoa; Chordata; Aves; Piciformes; Picidae
Product: transcription initiation factor TFIID subunit 4-like
Exons: 15
Coding region: 9-3176 (1055 amino acids)
Biological process (GO): DNA-templated transcription; transcription initiation at RNA polymerase II promoter
Cellular component (GO): transcription factor TFIID complex
Molecular function (GO): DNA binding; protein heterodimerization activity; RNA polymerase II general transcription initiation factor activity
Source: RefSeq, a predicted model, not a curated record
AGCGCAAGAUGGCGGCGGGCGCCUCGGACCCCCUGGAAGAGAUGCUGCUCUUCUCCGAGGAGGUGGAUGAAAAGGCGGUCAGCGACCUGGUGGGCUCCUUGGAAUCGCAGCUGGCCGGCGGCCGGGGCUCCGCCGAGGCGCACCAGCCCAGGACCUCCGCUCCGUCCCAGCAGCAGCAGCCGCUGCAGCAGCAGCAGCAGCAGGGGAGCCUAGCGGGGGGCAGCAGCCCCGUCCGGCAGCAGCAAGGGCAUCCCGUGCCUCCUCCCGCUGCCGGGGCAGAGGAGGCGGCGGGAUGCCCCGGAGCCGCGGAGAGCCGAGCCCCUGCCCAGGGGCCGCUCCCGUCCCCGUCCCCCCCGGUGGCGGCAGCAGCGGCGGCAGCAGCGGCGGCGGCAGGGAGGGGAGUGAGUGUAAACAGUAGUAGUGUGCAGCAAUCACAUGGAGCGGCUCUCCUCAGCAGCGGCGGCAGCAGCCCCGGCGCGCCCGCCGCCCCUGCCCCGCCGCAGCCCGCUGCCCCCCCGGCCUCCGGCGCCUCUGCCCAGCCUGUCAACAACCAUGUGGGUGCCGGCGCCGCUGCCCGGGACGCGGGGAGCCCCAGCCCCGGCGGCAGUCCGCCCGCUGCCGACAGCGCUCCUUCGCAACGCGGAGAGGCCGCGUCCGCCGCGGGGGGGAACGGGACCCCGGCGGGAGACGGCGGGCCGGUGGGAGCGGCGGAGGGCACAGCCGCCGCCACCGCGCCGCUCCCCGGCGAGGCGGCGCCCAACGGGGAGGGCGCCGGGGGCCGGCCGGCGGCAGUCCCACCAGUCAGCAGCCACGGCAGAGUCGACGCCGCCACAGCUCAGCCCAAGCCCGCGCACGGCCCGCUCCCCGCAGUAAACGCACUCAGUAACAACGUCAGCCCAGCUGCCGGCGCGGCCGCCCCGCCGGGACAAGGCUCCGUCGUCAACUGUGCCCCGCCGGCCCCCGCUGCCCCCGGCGUCGCGCCCAAGCCAGCGAUCGGCGUCCCGGGUGUCGCCAAGGCGGGCGCUACCCUGCCCGUCGCCCCCGCGGCCCCCCAGGCUCUGUCGCCCAGGCCGGCGCUGGGCGCUGCCCCCAGGAUCGUGGCGCCGCAGCUGAUCGUGAGGCCGCCGCAGCAGACCACCAUCCAGCUGCCCCCCGGCUUCACUAUCCCGCCCGGUAUGGUCUUGGUGCGCACGGAUGCUGGCCAGCUUGUCAUGGUGCCUCAGCAGGCUCUAGCCCAGGCUCAGAUGCAGGCUCAGGUGCAAACACAGGGGCAGGGUCCUGCCAGCAUUUCACCCAGGCUUUCAGUGCCCACCACUGGCCCUGUUUUUCGCCUGUCAACAGCUCAGCCAACUUCUGUAGCCACCUCUACCGUCCGCCUGGGACUCCCUGUGCAAGCCAAAGUUGUGCAGUCAACUCCUGCCCCUGUCAGUGCUACGUCUGCUGCCACCCUGCCAGGAGCCUCUAUUCUUGCACACACCACAGUAUCAGUAGCUACAACGAGUGCUCAAAAUGUAUUUAAGACAACAGUAGCAACUGGAACAUCAGCUUCUCAGCAGCCAGCAGUCAUUACUGGUGGGCAGACUCAAGCUUCAGCACAAACCCAGGGUCAGCCUCGUCUGCCGCUUCCACCUCACACAGCAGCACAAGUACCAGCACAGCCCCAGGUCAUACCAAGCUCUCCUGUACCUGGAACUACAGUUGUAUCACAGGAAAUGCAAGAGAAUGUGAAAAAAUGCAAAAACUUUUUAGCUACCCUUAUAAAGCUUGCUUCUCAUAAUUCACCAUCUCCAGAAACCUCCCGCAAUGUGAAAGCUCUGGUUCAAGAUUUGUUGGAUGCAAAGAUUGAUCCAGAAGAAUUUACAGGCCGCCUUCAGUCAGAACUGAAAUCAUCUCCUCAGCCAUAUCUUGUACCUUUCCUUAAGAAAAGCCUCCCUGCAUUGAGACAAUCUUUACUGAACAGUCAGCACUCCGUUUUGCAAGGACAGCCGUCUCAGCAGUCGCUUCAGCAAACCAAGCUCUCACAAGUUAUACCUCAAUCUGCCUCUGGAAGCGUUUCCUCUGUUGUCACCACGCAGACAAUAGGAAUAAGGCAACCAAACAACAUUUGCACAGUCUCUGUAUCAAAUACAGUGCAGCCUCCUCAGGUUAAGGUGGUACAGUCAAAUCAGAGUUCUCAACUGCAGAUUAUCCAGUCCACAUCUGCUCAAACUGUGAAACGAAACCCUGCUUGCCAGACUACCCAGAUUAGGAUGCCAGUGGUAAUAACUCAGACCAUUAGACCACAAGGCACAGUAGGGAAGGCACCAACAAUACAAGCCAGCAAAAGUCCUGGGGGCUUUGGUGUUCAGGUCUCUGCAAAUCAGAAAAACAAGCUGAAUGACCCUGGAGGUGGUUCUUUCAGAGAUGACGAUGACAUCAACGAUGUGGCCUCCAUGGCUGGCGUUAAUCUCAGUGAAGAAAGUGCCCGAAUCAUGGCUACCAACUCUGACUUGGUUGGAACCCAGCUGCAGCCCUGUAAAGAUGAGCCCUUUCUUGCUGCUAUACCUCUGCACAGACGCAUACUUGAAACGGCUAAAAAACUAGGAAUUACUGAUGUGCCAGCUGAAGUGGUUACUUUUAUUUCCCAUGCAACACAGAACAGAUUAAGAACAGUGAUAGAAAAAGUAACAGUGAUAACCCAGCAUCGAAUGGAAUCCUACAAAGAUGAUGAGUGGUAUGAACAAGCUACAGACGUCCGGUCCCAGCUGAAGUUUUUUGAGCAGUUGGAGCGCUUAGAGAAGCAAAGGAAAGAUGAACAAGAGAGGGAAAUCUUGCUAAAGGCUGCCAAGAGUCGCUCAAGGCAAGAAGACCCAGAGCAAGCCAGACUGAAACAAAAAGCAAAGGAGAUGCAGCAGCAAGAACUUGCACAGAUGAGGCAGAGGGAUGCCAAUCUCACCGCGCUGGCGGCUAUCGGUCCCCGCAAGAAACGGAAGCUCGAUUCGCCCGGGCUGCUGACCAUAGGAGGAGAGGGCCUGAGCACGUCUGGCGGCAGCCAGGCUGGCCUGGGGACUCCCUCAUCGCGGCAGUACGCGCGGCAGAAAAUCACGCGCGUCAACCUCAGGGACUUCAUCUUCUACAUGGAGCAGGAGCCAGAGACCAGCCGCUCGCUGCUGCUCUACAGAGCUCUGCUGAAAUGAAGCCAAGAAUUCUUCUUCUUUCUCCAUACAGAAGCUCAACUCGCAUUGAAAAGCUGUCAUUUUAAUGUGCCUUCUCUUUCUUUCAGAGGUCAACGUUCAGUGCUUUAGUUUGGUACAAUUGUCAGACACAUGCAAUAAAUUCCCUUUGUGUUAAAAAGAAAAGGUAAAAAGCCCCAAGAACAAAAACUGUGCAAAAGGUUUGAAAUGGUGAUCCCCCAGCGUCGGGGGCCGGCUCCCUUCGGCCGCUUUAGAGGAGGCUGAAGGGGAUGGUGCUGAAGUUAGGCAAAGGGAAGGCUGCUGCAGUGGCUCACCCAAAGCAUUUCCCUCACCACGGUGUUCACCUCUGCUCCCCGUCGGGGCUGGGUUUGUGUUGUGCAGCCUGCCCAGCCGAGCCCGUGGUGGUUCCUGGCGGUGUUGUGCUUAAGUUAACUUGCAGGGUUUUGCACAGCUCGGGGAGCAGCUGCUGCACUCUCACAAAUUGGAGAGGUUUAGGAUUUUUGCUUUUCCUGCACAGCUCUUCCCCUGAGCCAUUGGCUGAAUGAAAUCCCUAGUGUAUGAAAUCUGUGGCUUUGGGUCCCAGCUGAGCUACCUUGACUGGCUUCCAAGUGCUUUCUGAGGCUCUUCAACCUUUUGCACGUGUGAUGCGAGUGGUAAGUAAGGCGAAGCAAGGCUGGGCUUUAUUUUCUUACCAUGACCUUAUUUAUUGCAGAGUAUGGUUUGACCAUGGUGGUUUUAAGAGUGGUGUUUGGUGAAGAUUUUAGAGUAUUCCAGAUGGAAUUUUAAAGUCACUGCAAAGGCAGGUCUGGGGGCAGCUCCACUCUUAGAGAGCCAGGAGCACAGGGGUGAGCCCUGGCAGCGAGGCUGUGCCUCUGCCUCGGCUGACCGGACCCGAGAGGCUCAUGGCUUUGAGCACAGUGAGCAGUGCUCAGCCCGUCCAGGUGGGAUGAAUGCUUCUGAAAUGCUUUGCUGAGUUGCAAUUCCAGGGCCCCACACCAAAGCCAAGCCAAGCUGUGUGAGCCUUGUUAAAUGGGGAUGGAAGAGCAGUGUGGGGCGGGCGGGCAGAGCUGCGCUCCGGACAGAGCAGUAUUAGCAGCAAGCAGG